AUGAAGAAGAUGAUCGACGAGGUGAGUCGUUCCGUGAAGCUCUUGGGCGACCGAUGCUCCAAGCUGGAGGAGGAGCUGGCGUCACUACAAGCUGCCGAUGCAACCUCGCAGGCAAGCCCGUGCAUGGUUGCAAAGCCCGCCACUUCAUUUCAGCAAAGUGCUGGCAACAAGGAAUCGAUUCGGCUUCAAACGAGGUUGGUGCAGCAGCGGCGGCAGGAUCUCCAGCAUGCUCAGGCAAACUUUCGCGAGGUGGAAGCGAGGUUCAAUGACUUGGACCAGAAGGAGCAUUUGGAGGACAGGCUCUCCGAGCUUGUGGAAGUUGUCCAGACACAGCCCGGAGACCAGGUGACCCAGCUCGUGGUCCGUGGAUUGGAAGAGCGUUUUGCCAAUUUGCGCGCCGAUGUGUCCAGAGAGGUCGCGACAGUGGUUCGCGAGUCGAAGGAGAACUGGGUAGUGGCAUCCCGACGCCUUGCAGCUUUAGAGGACUACAUGGUUGCACAGGUCUUCGGUGAGACCAUCGAGAAAGAGGAUAAGCAAUACAAGAAGAUUCGAGAAGAACAGCGGGCAAAAAAGAAGGCUCAAGAAGAAGCUUUGGGCAUUUCGGUCAAGAGGAGUAUGUCCGUGCCGAAGCAAAAGUCGUGCCAAGUCUCUCAGCUGGAGCAGUCCUUGGGUCACUUCCCUAACCCACACCCACACGAUGGCAAGCCACGCCUGAAUGCAGAUCCACAGAAGAUCUUGCGCUUUGGCGUGUCUGCAGAAGGCAACUUGAUCGAAGUAUGGCCGAGCCAUGACCACUGCACAGGAGAUCGGCUGGACCGCUGGGCCAGCCACGACCGUGGCCGUUUGGAGAUCCUCAGCCGAGAAGCAGAAGGGCUUGGCCGGCAGGUGGUUCAUAUCCGCAGAGAGCUAUCUCUUGGGAGACCGGAGAUUGCAGAGGAAGGGCUGACUGGGGCGCCUUUUUGGAUACAACUUGGUCUCUUCGGCGGCGCGGAGCCGAAGAAGAUUGCGGUGAAGAGCGCCGCGAAGAUGGCGGUCCUGGCGACCUCCAAAUCACCCAGCCAUGGACCUCAGAAAACCGACGGGGAGCUGUGCACCUGUUUUCGCACACCAGCCCGACCAACACCAAGCCCCACGAAGACCCCAGUGCAUAGAUCUCGAAGCUCGACGACUCCAGGCUUCCCAGCGGUGAUUGGGCCAAAGGUCGGAGCACCAGGCACCAAUGGGGUGCUCACCACAGGAGAGAUGGAGGUGGCCGGCAUUUUUUGCCGCUUGAAGUUCUUCCCUGAUGGCAGCCCCUUGCGACAGACGGAUGGCUCCUGCAGUCUCUAUUUGGUGUGCACAGUGCCAAACGUGAACGUCAGGUUCCGGCUGUUCGCGGGCAACAGGUACUCGCCCGUCCUAGAGGCCAACACUGCCAGAGGUGGCCGCGACCAAGGAAGGCAUGAUCUUUGCCUACUGAAGGAUGUACUGAACGAAGAUGGAAGCGUCGUUGUUGGUGCAGAAAUCCUCGAGGCAAAUGGAGAAGUUGUGGAGUUCACAGCGGAUUCACGUGUUGUCCUGAAGACUUCUGGAACUGAAUGCGCGCAAUAUAACUUGUGCCAGGUAAGGAGUGUAUGA
Messenger RNA from Durusdinium trenchii, 1617 nucleotides. Lineage: Eukaryota; Dinophyceae; Suessiales; Symbiodiniaceae. The record is from the annotation of a GenBank genome assembly.